GCCCACCAUCACUCACUUAAGAAACGAUACGCCCAUAUCACCAAUUGAAAGCUACCGCCUUGCACCAUGGCCGCCCUCCGAUCUCAGAGUGCGGCUCGUAUGCUGCGAAGCGCUGCUGCGCCUCGAGUCGCCCUCUCCGCCGCCCCCCGACGAUUCCAGAGCAACGUCACCCAAGCCAGCGGCACCAUCACUGGUCCUGUUACCAGCGAGCCCGACUACAAUAUCGAGGCUGACAAGGCUACCUCCACCUACACGCCCGUCCCUCGAUCCGUCCAGAAUGGCAGCGAAGAGAUCCUUCCCGCUGCUGUGAUCUCAGGCGCUCCCAUGGAGCUCCAGGCCCGAACGGUUCGCAUCUACCAGGAGGCUAAGCCUGCGACUCAGUCCGGCGAUUGGCGAGGUCGACGCUGGCGAAUGGAUUGGGAUAUUCUUCCCAAAGGACAUCGAUGGGAGAACCCUUUGAUCGGUUGGCAAUCUUCGGGUGAUUUUAUGCAAGGCACCCACAUCAAUUUCUCGAGCAAGGAGGAUGCCAUUCACUUUGCUGAGAAGCAGGGCUACGAGUACUUUGUUCAGGAGCCCAACUCUCGCAAGUUUGCACCCAAGGCUUAUGCCAACAACUUCCUGUAUUCUGCCAGGAAGCUUAAGCACAUCAGGACGAAAUAGAUGGCUCGGACAGCCCGGCUCCAUGUAAAUAUGUUAUAAAGGCUCAUUUCAGUGUUUUUCGACUAUAAGAAAUUCUUCU
Molecule: messenger RNA, 739 nt
Organism: Fusarium redolens
Lineage: Eukaryota; Fungi; Ascomycota; Sordariomycetes; Hypocreales; Nectriaceae
Product: ETC complex I subunit conserved region-domain-containing protein
Exons: 3
Coding region: 67-660 (197 amino acids)
Biological process (GO): electron transport chain
Source: RefSeq, a predicted model, not a curated record